AAGAGAUUUAAGUGCACAUGAUUAAAAAUUGAUGACGCAUGAUGAGUGCAUUGAUCAAACUUGAAGAAUAUGUUCUCCGUGAAAAUGUACCCAUGUUGAUAUCAAAUAACAAUGUGUGUGUUGAUCUACAAGGGGCAAAGUUAUAUAGGUGAACACACAGACUCAUCCUUGGACCCCUGACUCCCUGGAGGAAAUCAGGUUCAAGUUUUCCAGCCUCACCCUGGGUGCUUCUCACGCUCUGGAAUGAGUAAAUUCCUCCAUCUGUGAUGUUGUUGCGGAAGGGGACAGGCCUGUGUAUCUGUGUGAAGAUUGUAGGUGUGUGCUCUGGAAGGCUGGAGCCUGAUCUGCCUUAAAUGCAGAUGCCCUUAGGAUGGAGCAUGGGCUUGAGCCUGGGAGAAAGCCCUGCCCAGGGAAAGAGCUGAAGGCCAAGGACCUGUCACUCCGUCCUUGCUCAACACUGUCUCCUCCCCAUCUUCUUCCAUUUCAGGUCCCAGGUGUAGCACUGAGAGAACUAGUCCAGUCAGGCAGCUGGAGACCUAGGGUGACCAUCUUGCACAUCCUUGCUGUCACAAGUAAGGAUUUCAACUGCUCUGACUGGCUGUGUGGACCAAACAUUCAUCUGCCUCCAGACUGCCUGGUGGCUCUGCCUCCACUCCCGUCCCUCUUCCUGAAGUGGCUUCUUGGACUCUGAGAGGACAUUCACUUAGACUUCCAGAAGCUGGAGCAAGGACAUGGACUCACUUGUCAUUGAGGAUGUGGCUGUGGACUUUACUCAGGAAGAGUGGACUUUGCUGGAUCUUCCUCAGAGGAAACUCUACAGAGAUGUGAUGAUGGAAACCUUGAGAAACCUGGCCUCAGUCGUUUCUCAAGACCUUAGUAGUGGAGAAAAAUUAUCUAGUGAACAUAUUACAGAGAAAAUCAUGAAGAGAAAUACCUGGUUAUCUGUGUUAGGAGAAAUCGGCAAAUUGCAUGGCAUUGAAGAUCAACAUAAAAACCAGGGGAGACAUAUGAGACGGCAUUUGGUGGAGAACCUUUGUGAAAGUAACAAAGGCAGUCAGUGUGGAAAAACCUUGAGCCAGAUUCCAGCUCAUACUGUGCUCAAAACAACUACUCCUGAAUUAAAUCCUUCUGAAUGCUAUGAGUAUGGAAAAGCCUUCAUGAAUCGUUCAUCACUUAAGCAUCAUGUCCCAUCUCACACUGGAUGCAGUGCCUGUCAGUGUAAGGAAUGUGGAGAAUCCUGCAGUUGUCCCUCUUACCUACACACUCCUGUGAGAACUCUUGAUAAGAAACCCUGUAGAGAAUGUGGGAAAGAUUUCGUUUGUAUCUCAACUCCUACGAACCAUGUGACAACACUCACUGGAGAGAAACCGUAUGAAUGUAAUGAACGUGGGGAAGAUUUCUGUAGUUUCUCAUCCUUUAGGACACACGUGAGAGGUCAUAAGCGUAAAUGUAAAAAAUAUUGGAAAACCUAUACUCGUCCCUCAACCGUCACUUUUUGUCAGAAAUUUCAUAGUGGAGAGUGGUCUUAUGAAUGUAAAGAAUGUUGGAAAGCUCUCAGUUGUGCUGCAUCCCUCACAGAACACGUAAGAAAUCAGACUGGAGAAAAACCUUUUGAAUAUACAGAAUUUUCAAAAUCUUUUAAUCAGUCCCCAAAACUCACUAAUCAAAUAAGUGCUCAUAGUGGAAAAAAGUCAUAUGAAUGUAAGCAAUGUGGAAAAGUCUUUAGUCAGUCCUCACACCUCACUAGACAUAGAAGAAUUCACAGUGGAGAGAAGCCUUAUGAAUGUAAGGAAUGUGGGAAAUCCUUCAGUCAGUCCUCUUCCCUCACUAAACAUGUAAGAACUCACAGUGGAGAGAGGCCAUUUGAAUGUAAGGAAUGUGGGAAAACCUUUAAUCGUUCCGCAUCCCUCACUGUACAUUUAAGAACUCACAGUGGAGAGAGGCCUUAUGAAUGUAAGCAAUGUGGGAAAGCCUUUAGUCGAUCCUCAAACCUCAUUAAACAUAUAAGAACUCACACUGGAGAUAAGCCCUAUGAAUGUAAGGAAUGUGGUAAAGCCUUUACUUGUUCCACAUCCCUCACUAAACAUUUAAGAAUUCACACUGGAGAGAAGCCUUAUGAAUGUAAAGAAUGUGGGAAAAUCUUUUGUUAUUCCUUCUCCCUCACUAGCCAUAAAAAAACACACAGUGGAGAAAAGUCUUAUGAAUGUAAGCAAUGUGGGAAAGCCUUUAGUCAGUCCUCAUCCCUCAUUAGCCAUAUAAGAACUCAUAGUGGAGAAAAGCCUUAUGAAUGUCAGGAAUGUGGGAAAGCCUUUAGUCAUUCCUCGUCUCUCACUAACCAUAUACGAACUCACAGUGGAGAGAAGCCUUAUGAAUGUCAGGAAUGUGGGAAAGCCUUUGGUCAGCCCUCAUCCUUCAGUAAACAUAUAAGAAUUCACAAUGGCUAGAGGCCCUAUGAAUGUCAGGAAUGUGGGAAAGCCUUUAGUCAGUCGUCAUCCCUCACUACACAUAUAAGAACUCACAGUAGAGAGAAGUCUUUAUGAAUGUGAGGAAUGUGGGAAAGCCCUUCAUCAUUCCUCAUCCCUCUAUCCAUAUAAGAACACACAGUGGAGAGAAGCCUUUUGAAUAUCAGAAAUAUGAGAAAGCAUUUAGUAAGUUGGCACACGUGACUAACCAUUGAACAGCUCAGUGGAGAGAAACCUUAUGAGUAUUCAGAAUCGGGGAAAAAUUUAGUAAGUUGGCACACCUUGCUAACCAUUUAACAUUUCACAGUGGAAAGAGGCCUUCUGAGUAUAAGUAAUGUGGUAAAACCUUUAGUCCUCAAAGCUCAUUAAACACACAGUACUCACAAUGAAAAGAUACCUUAUGAAUGUAAGAAUUGUGUGACUAGUUCUUCACCCCUCAUUUCAUGUCUAAGAACUCACAGUGGAGAGAGAGCUUAUGAAUGUAAGGAAUACAGAAAAGCCUAGUUACUAUUUCUGUAAACAUAACUCAUGGUGGAGUCUAUGAAUGUAAGGAACAUAGGAAAGUUUUCAGAUGUCCCUCAUCCUUUAGAACACAUAUAAGUGUAUUGGAAAGAAACAAUAUAUCUAAUCAAUGUUCGGUAGGUUUCAUUCUUUAUCUUUUUACAACUCUUGGUAUUUUAUUUCCUUUCACACUUCUUGUAUGAAAACCAAUAUUUUUAACAGAAUCAGAAUUAUACUGUAUGAUAGUGUUGUAGUAGGCAUGUUUUAUAUUACAUCUCAUUUAUUUUCCCUGCUACUAUCAUGAUUCCUCGUUUACUGAUGAAGGAACUGCAGAGAAAGUUUUAAACCAAAUCAACUCACAGAAGUACCACUCUCUCAAAUGAUGGUAGGAAAAGCAGGGUUUACAUGGAAGGAUGGAUGAUUCUGAGGGCCGAACGCGAUGGUGUGCCAGCACAGAGCCUAUCCUGACACAACUGCAGUGGAGCUUGCAUUCUGCAUAGGCACAGAGCUUAUUCUUAUUGACAGAGUCUGGUUUUGGUAAUUCUGACAAAAAGUGUACGCUGGGCCAGGAUGUGAAGCUGCAGUUGCUGGGCUGAGCUGGAAUAGGGACUGCUGCUCCACCUGGUGUACACACCCAUGCAGGGUUGGUCCAUCUAGGUUCCCUGUAUUAGUGGGAACAUACAAGAGACUAUUGGUCCUGGAGGUUUAUCCAGCACCACUCUGUCCCACGCUGAACUGGGAGGUGCCUCACUGACUCCUCAUGUAAGGGGCUGGGAAAUGGUGACUGCAGUAGUAGAGGCCUUCAAAUUAGACCUUCCCUUGACUCAGCACCUCCUCUUGUAGAAUCAUCCUAUGGAAAUCCCUGGGUACUGUUAUAGUGUCUGUUGAUAGUAGUGAUAGAUAGUGGAUACCAUGAGAAUCAUUGUCUACCAAUAAGGGAAUCUGAUAAAUCCUUGCACACACGUUAGAAUAUUGAAGUGCUACUAAAUGAGUUCCAGAAAAGUUUAAACCAUAGCAGAGGUAUUUUUGGCAUAAUAUUUUGUGAAAAAAACAGGAUAUAAAAUAGUAUGUACAUGAUGACAGUUUGUAAACAUUUACACAUAAAUGUUUUACAUUUUAUAAAUGCCUACAAACCAGCUUAUAGAGAUAGUCCAUCCUAGAAUAUUAACAAGGAUUCUCCACCAAAGAUGAGAUUGUGAUUAAUUUCUUGUUUUGCUUCUCCCUACUUUUCACUUUUUUUACAUUCAUUGUUCAUUGCUUACGAGAUUUUUAAUCUUAUUUUUAAAAUUUGAAAACAGUAAUUCACUUUUGAAAUGUAUAGUUAUAUGAGGUUAAAAAUGUAUUAAGUCUGGUAGUCUAUAGCACAGUGAUACACAAUCGUAUCAUUAUUCCCUCCAAAACCUCCCUCAUGCCGCCCUUUUUUAGUCAGAACUUCCCCUUUCUGGGAAUCACUGGUGACUGUCCCUAUACAUAUUCACUACGUAAAUUUUUCAUUCUUGUUCCUUUCACUUCGAAUAAUACCUUCGAAAGUCAUCCUUGUUGAUCACUUAGAAUAAUACCUUUGAGAGUCAUCUUUGUUGAUGAGUAUCAAUAAUUCCUUUUUUGUAGUUUUCUGUUGUGUAGACAUACUACAGUUUGUAUAUUCGCCAUUGGGAGACAGUUGUGUUUCCAGUUUUUAUGAAUAAAGCUGAAAUAAAAUUGUACAGAUUUUUAUGUGAUCAUAAAGCUUUCAUUUUUCUCACAUAGAUACCUGGGAGUGGGAUUGCUGUCAUAUGUUAGGUGUAUGUUUAACUUUAUAAGAAACAGCAUGCUAAUAUGUUUUUUAAAAGUUCUGUGCCAUUUUGUAUUCUCUCCAGCAACAUGUAAUUAUGGUUGCUUCAGAGAUCUGGAGUGGCUGCUUUCUGAAGGAAUCUAGCACACUUCUGUUUGGCACUGGCGCCAGGGAAGGACACUCAGUGGGUGGCUCAUCUGACAGGGGGCCCCACAUUUGCUGAGGGGAGGGGGUGGCUUGAAGCAAUCUUGAUUAGACCACAGGUCCCUGUGUAUAGGGUUCCUGGCUAUGCCACCACUACCACUGCCAGCCUAGUCUGAGCCCAGGCCCCACCCAUUUGUGGAAGGAAAAUAACAAUUCUCAGCUCCCAGCCACAGGAAGUGGCCAUUGCUCCUCAUCACCACAUUCCUGAGGUCCUGAGCAUAGUCUGUCCUGGCGUGGAAUCCAGAAGUAGAUGUGCACAUCCGAGCUAGCGAGUCAGUUGGUAGUCUGCCCUCUUACCACUCACUCCAACCCUCAUGUCCGAAGUAAGUUUUCUCUAUGUAGCAGGCAGAGUCAACAUCACCAUGCAAGAGGAUAGGGAGGGUCCAAAGGUGGUGAUACAGGGUCACCGUUUGCUAGUCCUUAGCCAGUUCCUGGUUGCUCCAACCUCAGGUGCUCCAGAGCUGUGGCCCCCUCCAAGAGCUCAACUGUUCUGCCCACACCCACCCAGCCUGCAGCUCAUCCAGCCUUGCUGGGAUCAGGAUAGCCGCCUUGGGCUUGGGUCUCCAAGAGAUGUGUUGGGAAAAGCAGGCAGUGCUUUUUCAUCUGCUGGGUUCCAUCCUCCCAAAGCCUUCAAAGCAACAUUUGUGUCCUUUCUCCAGAAGGAAAAACCUUCUGCCUUUUGUGUGAAGGAGGCUGUGGCCCCAGUCUCAUCCUGUCCUCCUGGACCUGGUGAUUCUGGUGUGUUCCAGUCAAAACAGUGUCAUCUCUCUGGCUUUAGUUAUCGUUUAUUGAAGUUUGAUAAAUUUAUCCAGGUGGAAAGAUAAACUUUUCCAGGUUAUUAGGAAGCCUGUGUGUUGUAGUGCGAUUGGCUUGAUUCUGACUCAUAACGACCCUAUGUACAACAGAAUGAAACACUGCCCGGUCCUGUGCCAUCCUCAAUUGUUGCUAUGUUUGAGCCUGUGUAUGUAAUGUAAAUAAGUCCAUAAGUGUAUGAAUGAAGAUAAAUACAAAUCUACCAUGAAGAAAAGUUCUGCUCACCACUGUUCUCAUCUCCACCUCACCCCAGUUCCAGAGCCGUGAUUAUCCUACAUAGCUUUAAAUUAUGGGAGCCUCUAAGAAGAAAGACCAAGCAGGCUCAUCUAUUUUACUAGCAUUAGUUGGAAUUGAAUUUACCAUAAACAAAGUGAGUUUUCAUAGAUGGAAUUUCUCCCAUAUAUUUUUAAUUUCUUAGCUAAAGAAAAUCUGUACUUCCAGUAAAAGGAUCACCCAUAACACAUGACCUAGACUUACCAACUAUUAAGAUAUUGCCUUAUUUAUCCAUAUAUAUAAAUACAUGAUUGCAAUGAAACAUUUAAAUGGUCAAAAACGAACAAAACGAAUCUCCAUUGUCCCACAAAAGACAGAAAAUUUCUCCAGUUGUCCAAAAAUAUCUGUUACAGUAGUUGGGUUUUUUAAAGCUAGGAUCCAAACAAGAUUUGGACAUUGCUUUUUUAUUUUUUGAUCUCUUUAAUCUGUCUUACAUACUACAUUCACCUGCAGGUUUUUUUCUCUUUUUGUUGUUUUAUAACCAUAUAUAACAAUGUCAAUUCAACAUUUUCACCUGUACAAUUCAGUGACACCAAUUAUAUCAAUACUGUUGUGCAAACAUCACCAUAUCCUUUGCCAAAUUUCCACAUCCUAAAAUCUCAAUGCGUUAUAAACAACGAUGCUUCCUUUCCCCCUUACUGUGACUCCUGGUAACCAUUAUUGAACUUUGAUGUCUGUACUUUGCCUAUUCUAGGUAUUUCAUAUAAGUGAGAUUAUACAAGUUUUGUCCUUUUGUGAUUGAUUUACCUAACUGAACACAAUGUUUUCUAAAGUUCAUCGAUGUUAAUAACAUGUAUAAGGACGUCAUUUCUCUUCAUGAGUAGUAUCCCAUUUUAUGUAUGUACAUUUUUAUUCAUUCAUCCACUGAUGGACAUUUAGGUUGUUCCCACCUUUUUGCUAUUGUGAACAGUGUUGCAGAGAACAUUGGUGUACAUGUAUCUGCAUUGCUUCUUUCAAGUCUCCUGAGUAUAUACCUAGUAGUGUAAUUGCUGAGUCAUGUGGUAGCUCUAUGUUUAACUUUUUGAGGAAGGCCUGCGAUGCAGUGAAUUACUUAAUAUGCCCCUUCUAUUCAUAGUCUGUGACUCCCACAUAAUGAUUGGGUGGGACUAUUCAAAUAAGGUGCUUGUGGCCCACGAAGGGGAUUGGACAGCUUCCUGCUAAUGCAAAGAAGGUACAUGGAACCUCUGGGGGUGGGACCAUGCACAUAAGGUGUCUGGGACCCUAAGGAGGGGAUUGGUCAGUUUGCCAUCCCACUAGGGUUAAAGUCAAUCCCAGAGCAGAGGGGCUCCUGACUACCACCAACAAAAAGAGGAGCAGAGCACAUCCUUUGGACCCAGGAGCCCUACGCUGAGACCGUGCUAGACCCACGAUUCAGCUGUAACACCUAAGAUGGUGAGGAGCAGACGCAGAGAAAUGGCAGCAGCAGGGGCAAUAGAACCAGAAGACCAGCAGGAGAUGGUACAGUGAGAUUCUCAGCCCAUGGAGCGAGAGAGCUGUCUUCAGGCAGGAGGCUUGCUGGCAGAGUGGGGUGCCUCUGGGCACUUAUUAGCAAGCUAAAGAGCUUGGUAACACAUUUCCGAGCAGGGCAGAGGCUGGGCUGAGUGGCCGAGGGCUAGAGAGAGGCCCGCCUGCAGGCACGGCUGAGAAAAAACUGUACUGAUCGAAAAACUGUAGUCUCAAUCAUUUCUGAUCCUGAAUUGUAACCUACUACUUCCCUAAUAAACCCAUAAUCAUGACUAUUGUCUGUGAGUUCUGGGUGACCACUGCAAUGAGUUAAUGAACUGAGCAGAGAAGUAAAGUAUGCCAUGGGCAAGCGGCUGGUGUCAGAAUUGGUAAAAUGGUCGGAGAGAGGAGAUAUGUCUGACCGCUGCUUCUUAGGAAUCAGCUUCCGGCUGACGGUGAUGGUGAUUCUCUCUCCCCCUUGUGAAGCUAGAGAAGGUCAGAUGCCACCCCUAUGCUGUUUUUCCAACCGCCAAAUUGUUUUCCACAGCACCUCUACCAGUUUGCAUUUCUACUAGUAAUAGACAAGGGUUCCAGUUUCUCUUGUUUUUCCAUUUUUAUAAUCUUAGCCUCCUAGUGGGGAUGAAGUGGUAUCUCAUUUUUUGUUGUUGGUUUUGUUUUCUUUUUUGAGGCCGGCUUUUUUUUUUUAAUUGUUUAAGUAUAUAUAUAAUACAACAUAUACCAAUUCAUCAUUUCUCAGGUGUGCCAUUUAGUGAUACAAAUUACAUUAAUUAUGUUGUGCAAAGAUGAACCAUAGUCGUUGACAAAUUUCCCAUCAGCAUAAACAGAAACUCACAGCUUCCUAAACAAUGACUCCUCUUUGCCCUGUCCCUCU
This is a messenger RNA of Trichechus manatus latirostris (Florida manatee), 8359 nucleotides long. Its product is annotated as zinc finger protein OZF-like. Gene Ontology annotation, molecular function: DNA-binding transcription factor activity, RNA polymerase II-specific; RNA polymerase II cis-regulatory region sequence-specific DNA binding. NCBI's taxonomy places the organism in Eukaryota, Metazoa, Chordata, Mammalia, Sirenia, Trichechidae. The coding region runs from base 732 to 2444 and encodes 570 amino acids. The transcript has 4 exons. The record is from RefSeq and is a predicted model, not a curated record. Gene Ontology annotation, biological process: regulation of transcription by RNA polymerase II.